CUGUGGAUAGCCGCACAGGGAAAGAGAGCAGCGAGCGGGCGGCAAUUCAGCACCACCGGCAAUAGACAGCGCACCGAGCCCAGCGGCACAGGGGAUGGCCUGCCUGGCCGCGGCGUUUACCGUGGGCAACAAUUUGAAUGCCAAUAUCCCGUCAUCGGCGAUGGCGGAUCCCAAGUCGGUGUGCGUGUCCCUGGACGAGGUGGUCUCCAACUGCCCCGGGAACCAAGACACCCCGUUGCUGAAUGGACACUUGAAAAAAGUUGAUAACCACCUCACCGAAGCUCAGCGUUUAUCUUCGCUGCCCAGGAGGCCGGCCGUCAAUAUCGACUUCAAGGAUCUUUCGUUUUCUAUUCCAGAGGGACCUUGGUGGAAAAAGAAAGGAUACAAAACUUUGCUGAAGGGAAUCUCCGGCAAAUUCAGCUGCGGGGAACUUGUUGCUAUCAUGGGGCCGUCCGGGGCCGGGAAGUCGACGCUCAUGAAUAUACUGGCUGGAUACAGAGAGACGGGCAUGAAGGGAGAAGUCCUUAUUAACGGUCAGCCGCGCGACUUGAGGUCGUUCCGCAAGGUGUCCUGUUACAUCAUGCAAGAUGACAUGCUUUUCCCACACUUGACCGUUCAGGAGGCCAUGAUGGUUUCUGCACAUUUGAAGCUUCAGGAGAAGGACGAAGGCCGGCGAGAAAUGGUUAAGGAGAUCCUGACAGCCCUUGGUUUGUUGUCGUGUGCCGACACAAGGACUGGGAGCCUUUCUGGGGGUCAAAGGAAGCGUCUUGCCAUCGCUUUGGAGCUUGUGAACAAUCCACCGGUUAUGUUCUUCGAUGAACCAACGAGCGGCUUGGACAGCUCGUCUUGCUUCCAGGUUGUCUCCUUGAUGAAGUCGUUGGCCCAAGGGGGCAGAAAUAUCAUCUGUACCAUCCACCAGCCCAGUGCCAAACUGUUUGAGCUCUUUGACCAACUUUAUGUAUUAAGCCAGGGACAAUGCAUCUACCGUGGGAAAGUGUCAAAUCUCGUUCCAUACUUACGAUCGCUCGGAUUAAACUGCCCGACUUACCACAACCCGGCGGAUUUCAUAAUGGAAGUCGCAUCCGGCGAGUAUGGAGAGCAGAAUCCGCGCCUUGUCCGAGCCGUGCAGGACAACCUGUGUGCUGACAUGGACCAGAAGAGGGACCAUUGUGCGGAUAACGACAUUAGCCCAUUCAUGUGGCAUAAGCCGUCCGAUGAGGACUCCUCACCUUCAGAAGGCUGCCACAGCUUCUCGGCCAGUUGCCUGACCCAGUUCUGUAUUCUGUUUAAAAGGACCUGCAUCAGCAUCAUGAGGGACUCGGUGCUGACCCACUUACGGGUGACGUCACACAUCGGCAUCGGCAUCUUAAUCGGUUUGCUGUACCUGGGCAUCGGGAACGAAGCCAAGAAAGUCCUCAGUAACUCAGGCUUCCUGUUCUUCUCCAUGCUCUUCUUGAUGUUUGCAGCCCUCAUGCCGACCGUGUUGACGUUUCCACUAGAAAUGUCGGUAUUCCUCAGAGAACAUCUGAAUUACUGGUACAGUCUGAAGGCGUAUUACUUGGCUAAAACAAUGGCCGACAUACCCUUUCAGAUCAUGUUCCCGGUCGCAUACUGCAGUAUCGUGUACUGGAUGACAUCACAGCCCUCCGACGCCCUGAGAUUUGUCCUGUUUGCCGCUUUGGGAACGAUGACAUCAUUAGUGGCCCAGUCUCUGGGGCUUCUCAUCGGGGCGGCUUCUACAUCACUCCAGGUGGCCACGUUUGUGGGUCCCGUUACAGCCAUUCCUGUGCUGUUAUUUUCUGGUUUCUUCGUCAGCUUCGACACCAUCCCAGGGUACUUGCAAUGGAUGUCGUAUGCGUCCUACGUCAGGUACGGCUUUGAAGGAGUCAUCUUAUCGAUUUACGGCCUCGACAGAGAAGACCUCUUUUGCGAAAAAGACGAGACGUGCCACUUCCAGAAAUCAGCGGCAAUCCUUAAGGAGCUUGACGUGGAAGAUGCCAAACUCUACCUAGAUUUCAUCAUUUUGGGGAUCUUCUUCGUGGCCCUGCGCCUCAUAGCCUACUUUGUUCUCAAGUACAAAAUCUGGGCCAAGAGGUAAAGAGAAAAAGCCGACCACGAUGGCCGACAGAUGGUCUUCUUUUUUUUUUUAGACACUUACGGUGGUCUGCAAUCCGACGAAGCUUGCUAUUGUCUCGAAGCACCCGGCAGGUUCCUUGCUCCAGAGACACUAUCAAGACCUAAUGUUUGUGGAAUGCGUUGGGUUCCUUUUAUUGGUUCCGAAAACCCGUUGGGAUUUUUUUUUCUCGGGGGGCCACCUCGUUAAUGAAACUUUCUAGAUUGAACUAGGAAGAGGCAGACGGGAAUCCCACAGACAGUUACUUCAGUAUUGUUUCGAGAGAGUGGUCGCUCGUACACUUUCUUAUCUUAGAAUGUGACCUCGCUUCUGGAGUUUGAAGAAUAGAACGUCCUGACACUAAAUAACUCACUUGGUUUAACGCGAUCUUAGAGUUUGGACAUCUUUUUCUGUGUUCUAAUCUGGAAUCCUUCCAUUGUUCCUGAC
This is a messenger RNA of Spea bombifrons (plains spadefoot toad), 2560 nucleotides long. It is a transcript of the gene ABCG1, whose product is annotated as ATP binding cassette subfamily G member 1. Gene Ontology annotation, cellular component: plasma membrane. The coding region runs from base 95 to 2098 and encodes 667 amino acids. The record is from RefSeq and is a predicted model, not a curated record. Gene Ontology annotation, biological process: cholesterol homeostasis. NCBI's taxonomy places the organism in Eukaryota, Metazoa, Chordata, Amphibia, Anura, Pelobatidae. The transcript is spliced from 15 exons. Gene Ontology annotation, molecular function: ABC-type sterol transporter activity; ATP binding; ATP hydrolysis activity.